Molecule: messenger RNA, 420 nt
Organism: Iphiclides podalirius (scarce swallowtail)
Lineage: Eukaryota; Metazoa; Arthropoda; Insecta; Lepidoptera; Papilionidae
Source: the annotation of a GenBank genome assembly
AUGCCCCAACCGAUAAAUCACUUCGGUGGCAACGACGAGAUCGAGUCGCUUUCUCGUGUCGUGACGCGUGCACGUCCGACGAUCAAACAAACAGUCGGGCGGCUGGUGGCCGGGGUCGAUCGACGAGCGAUUCAUUCGCCCGAUGACGAAUUGCCCGGCCGGGAUCUCACGCCGUCUGCGCGUAAACACCUCCCGGCAGUGUCCACGCGUUCCCGUUUCUUGCGGACAGCGCCGGGACUUAGACGUGUCCCGGACCAAGCGGGCGGCGUGGCCACCGCGAUCGCCCGCGCGCUUCUUGAUUUAAAUCCCGUAACAAAAUAUGUACUGUUUUACGCCCGUGCAACGAUGGAUUUAUCCGUCCUAACAUUCGACUGCGGGGCAUUGUCGGCGCAUAGCUCUUUGCCGCCCAAAUAUUUACGC